Molecule: messenger RNA, 6312 nt
Organism: Symbiodinium sp. CCMP2592
Lineage: Eukaryota; Dinophyceae; Suessiales; Symbiodiniaceae
Source: the annotation of a GenBank genome assembly
AUGGAAUCCCAGACAAGUGCCGCCGCACCUGCCUCGGCAAAGGCUGCAAAUGUUCAAGGUGGGGCUGGUGAGUUCACUUUCCCGCCUUUGCCGCCUCUAGUGGUCAGAGACUUCACAGGUGGGGUGCCAUUACCACAGGAUUUCCCAGGCUUUGGCGAAUCGUCGGACGGCAGCUUCAGUCGAGUUAGCCUAGGUUGCGAGCGUGUCGGGAACGACCUACACCUCACUCAGCUUGAAUUCCCGGAAGACUGGGAAGAGGACCCGUCACAGGUCCCCGAUGCUUGGACGCCUCCUGGUAUGGAGACCUUGGAGCGAGCCGAUAGGGAUGUGGCCGGUCUGAUGCGAGACAUUUUCGGAAGCGACGAUUCUCAUGUAGGGCACAUGGAAUCGGGGACAGCCUCGAAUGCACCCCGACAGCAGUCGGUUUCUUCGGUCCCUGUUCUUGACAAAGCUGCGUCGUUGGCCCAUGCAGAUGCCUCUGCUGAAGGGCUUAGCUUGGAAGCCCCCGGGGCAUUCGCUUCGACCGCGGGUGUCGUAGAUGAUGCUUUGGGUUCCUUUGUAGGAGGGCUUGUUAAGCAGGAUGUUGCUAGAUUCGGCAAACUUGAUGACGGUCUUAGGCUUCCGUGGGAGAGUGAGUUCUCCAAGCUGCUUUUCGACCCAGACUGUGUGUGGGACCCUUUGCAAGGUCGCAAGCAGGGGUCGAUCUUCCCGCCGAUCACACACAAUGCCCAGGCAGCCCGCAAACCUGAAGCCGGGUCCAAGGAUGCUCCGUCGGGUUCGAUUUUCGCCUGGGCCAUUGCGUUGGGUUCUGCAGCUCGCGAUCCCGCCGCGGAGCGAGAGCGUAAGAGGGAGCAAGGUAUCGGCAUGUGGAGUAGACUUGUGCUGAGGUACUCUGAGUGCUGCUCUCUUUUCGAGUGUGUCUGUCAGGGAAUGAGAAACAGAGAAGCGGGCUACGAGGACGUUGUACUGGCUGUUUCAGCUGCUGUGGGAGUGAAAUCACCGCACACCAUACACAAACGAGCUGCAUCCUUUUGGACCUUCGUUCGAUGGCUAGAUGUCCACGAGCCCUUAGCCCCGAGCGGGCUGCAUGAGGUGCAGGUGUGGAAUUUUGUGCAGUUCCUCAAGGAAACUUCUGCGCCGGCCUCCAAGGCUGCUUCUGUCCUGAGUGCUUUCAGGUUUGCUCACUUUGUGCUGGGGUUCCGUUUGUCGGGCAUAGUUGAUUCUAGGAGGAUUGCCGGAGCCACUGAGCAGCAGCUUGUGAACGUGCGCAAACUCCGCCAGGCUAAAGAUCUUACGGUCUCGCAGGUACUCGAGUUGCACGCAAGGUUGGAGUCGGGAGCCUUGCACUGCUUUGACCGCGUACUCCUCGCUUCUCUGCUGAUUAGGCUGUAUGCUAGGGCUCGCCCGAGCGAUUUCCUUUUCGUUGAGUCGGUCGAGGUUGACUGCCCGCCUGGAGCCGACUACCCGUUGUUAGUGUUCGAAGUUUCCCAGCACAAGGGGGCCAGGAAGGUGCAGCUUAAGACCAAGCUGCUGCCGAUCCUAGUUCCCAUGAUCGGGGUCCACGGAAAGUGCUGGAUUGAUGAAGCCUUGAGUGCUUUCCGGAAGGCGGGGAGAAGCUUGACUUCGGUUCGGGGUCCUCUGACCUUGGCGCCUGCCGAUGAAUCAGGGGUCGUCUCUUCGAGGAGGUCCAUCGCUUCCUCCGAAGUGGGCAAGAUGUUGCGAGCUUUCCUAGGUUUGCCUGAGGAGGUCACCGAUCCUUCGGCCCCCAGGGUCACUGCAUACUCGUUGCGAGGCACUUGCUUGGGAUGGGGAGGUAAGUUCGGGUUUGACGAGGACCUGAAAAGCAUCUUGGGGAGACAUGCGUCCUCGGUCAAGACUACGCAAGCCAUCUACAGCAGAGAACUGUCAGCUGCACCGGUCAGACGGCUUCAGGGCAUGAUCAGAGAAGUUGCAGCCGGAAACUUCUUCCCUGAUAACAGUCGCUCGAGUUACUUCCCGAGGCGAGCAGUUGGUAACGAGGAGGUCACGAUCCGGGGCUCCGACAAAGGAUCAGAGAAGCUCAAUCCAGUCAAGGUUGAGGUGGUCAGCAGUGACGAGUCCGAGGCAGGGAACUCUGUUUCCUCGGACAAUGAGUGCAGCGAUUCCUCUCAGUCAUCGCAGUCUUCCUCCUCGUCGUCUGCGAGCGAGGCGGUUCAGCCUGCUGUUCGUAGGUGGAAGCGAGCUAAAGUCGAGGAGCCAGACCAGGUGUGGUAUGUGAACACUUCGAGUGGGGUCUUGCAUCUGCUUGCCAGCCCCGAUGAUGUUCCGAUGCUGCUCGCAUGUGGGCGACCCGUAAGUGGGAACUAUCGUGAAGCGACGAGGAUCGAAGUCAGUCGUGGCAAAGAAGCGCGCUUUUGGGCGAACGAUGAAUGUAUCGUGUGCUGGGAAGAAAGCGGUGAGCGAAGUGCUCGUAGCGACGUGCUGUGUGAGCGUGUGGAUGUUGGCCUCAGUCGCGAAAGCCUCAGGGCGCUCGCGGACCAUGGGAUCGAUACUUUGAGCAAGCUGGCUUAUUCCUGUGGCCAGCCGGGCACGCCGCUGCCUCAAUCUGAGUUCGAUGAUUUCAUUUCCACGGUCAUGCCAGCGGCACUCUUGGGUGAGAAAGGAAGCGUGAAGCGGCUUCUCUUCGAGAGUCAAGCACUCCUGCUUAAUGAUCUCAGGGAACAGGUGACCCAGCCCGAUAAGUGGUCUACGCGAGACGUUCCGACGGUCGAACGUCAGAAGAGGAUGGAGGCCGUGCGAGCCAGCAUACCGGGUGUUGUGCUUGAGGGGUCCCUGGAGCCCUCCCAUGGUCUCUUGAAUGCAGCUUGUCGAAUGGAAAGAGAGGGGCAGCUUCGCUACAUAGCCCCCGAGCAGUGCGGCACUCGCAUGUAUGAGAUCCAGAAUGUUAAGGCCCAGAGUAAAACCCUGUCAUUGGAGGAGGGCAAGUUGGCGAUUUCUGAGGAGAAAGGGUUGCCAGAAGUAGCCUGCGGGUCAGCCUUGUUAUUGCAAGAGGCUUUGAAGCGCCGAGGUGUGGCUCUCCAGUUCGCCGGUGUAGCCAGUUACGUGGCACAUGAAAGGUAUGUCCUCAAACUCUUUGGGCAUAUGGGGCGAGAGCCCCCGCCAGGCUAUGCAAGGACUAGUGUACACCAACUCCUUACGGCAGAUAGGCAGGUCUGGACGCGAAUGAUCGAAAACGAAAUCAGUCCGAAAAGGAGUGCAGAUGGGACAUACCCUGUUGAUCGGGCUCUGCUCUCCACACUUGAGACCUUUGACGUAACUGUAGCCCUCCUUCCGCGAAAGUCCGAGGAAAGCAAGAAGAGGGUCGCCACGCCGCACAAGCCCGGGGUUGAGCGAGACACUAAAAUUACGAAGCCCCCCAAGGGCAAAGGUAAAGGCAAGAAGGGCACAUGGCAGCCCAGUGUGCCGGGAGCCAUCCGUAAACUGGGUGGAGUUGCAGAGACUCCCGACAAGAAGCGCAUUUGCUUCUCCAGGCCGCUGUUACACCAGUCGCAUCGACCUCCGCUGGAGGUCAUGAUUCACCGUAAGCUUGCCGAUGUUUUGCAAUUGAUCACUAUGCUUGAGAGCGAGACCCCGGCGAGGGGACAAGAAGCGCCAAACACUUUCUCCUGGACUUCGGGAGCAUAUGCCAAAGGUGGAGAGGUCUGGCAAAAAGGGCCCGGCAACGACGUCGUGCAGGCCGAUCUGGCCACGCCCAAAGGACAGGACUUGUGCAUGGAGUGGAUAUCGUCACCUAGGUUAGCCGGCCUUUUUGUGACUCCGCCUGCUCACUUGGGCAGUGCUUUGGACCAAUUCUUGGCAGCAGCCUUGUUACAUGUCCUCGGCCGAGGGGCGGUCUGUGUUUUGGCCCAGUCGGGCGAUGGGCCGUUCUGGACGUCCGACUGCUGGAGCAAGGUCUCUUCGCAUUUUACUUUUGUGUCGUGCCACGACUGCGCAUACGAAGGAAACCACCUGAGCACUACCAUCUUUGCUGUCACCGAUCGCUCAUUUUCGAAGCUUGCUCGAUUUUGCUCGGGCAACUCGUGCCGCCAGGACCGUCUGCCUGAGUCCAAAUUGCAUGGCGCCCAUCCGGUGCGUCUUGCCAUGCAGAUAGCUUGCUGUUUUGCUCAACACUUCGUGCAAAAGGGCUGGCAAUCGCCCCCGCAAACUUUUGAUGCUUUUGAUCCUCGCUUGGAAGUUCCUAUGUCUCGUGCUUUGGCUGGUGCCCAACCUCGGGCCAGCAAGAUACCGCCACUAGUUAGUGAGCAUCAGCGGGUCCUAGUCUUGCAGCACCCUCCGGGGCUCGUGCUGCCGUGUCAGCCGAUGCAACGACUCCGAAACCCGUGGCCCGUGCCGCCACAGUGUGGUGCCACCCUGGCACACAUCCUGGCAAAAGCUCAGCUGCUCCGGCACGUGCCAAUAGUGCAAGCUGGGGGUAAAGAACUGGUGAAAGUUGAUUCUUGGGAGAUGGCUUGGGGGUUACCCUGGGAGCCUGAGGAGUUCAUGCAGAAGGCGUCCGAAUCAUGUCACCCAAGGUCGAUGGGCUCGGUGCUCCCGGCCCCCUUGAAUGAUACUCUUGAAUCCUUGGAUAAGUUGGGAGACGCCGAAGUUUCCGCUUUGAGGGCUAGGGUAAUCAAGGAGUGGUUGCACUUGGCGACUUCGUUGUCCUCCAAUGAGGCGGAGCUGAAGGCCAGCAUGCACCCCGAUGUCCGUGAGAUUACAGCAUCCAAACGCAUCCUCUUGUGGGAAGCUUUGCUUAAGAAAUACGAUUACCCAGACCAGUGUGUGUCGAGCCUUCUCAAGGAAGGCGUCCCGUUGGUGGGGCAUGACCCCGCCUUAGCAGCAGAAGUUUGCUCCAAGACCGAUAAGGAGCGCGAAGCAGGUUGGAUCGUUGGUCCCUUGUGCGAGUCCAGCUUGUGUGAUGGGAUCUUGGUUAGCCGUCGGUUCGGAAUCCAGCAAGGCCAGAAGGUAAGGUGCAUCGACAAUUUGACUUCUUCGGGGGUGAACCUUGCGGUGCAGGCCUAUGAGGCUCCGCAGCCUCAGUCUACAGACGUGGUUGCAUCCACCUGUCUUCGACUGCUGAAAUCCAUCAAAAAGAGAGCAGGCAAGGUCUUGUUCAAAAUCUUGGGCAAGGCGUUUGAUCUCACUGCAGCUUACCGGCAGAUGCCAGUCCACCCAGACACAGCCUGGGCAGCGUACGUUUGCUUCGUGCAUCCAGACACGAACGAGCGAGUGUACUUUCGGAUGAAGGCCAUGCCAUUUGGAUCGGCAAUGGCAGUCUACGCUUUCCUUAGGAUUAGUCAUUCCUUGUGGUUUCUCGGUGCAAAGGCAUUGCUUUUGCCUUGGUCGUCGUUUUUCGAUGACUUGUCACUUUUGCGACGACGGGGUUGGGCGUUCGCCGAGUCCGGCGAAAAGGCAAAUGACUUUUCCGAGUGCUUCCAGGCGCUUGGAAUCAUGGUGGACCUUCGUGCAUGCCUUGAUGGCACCAUAAGCUUCAAGAACACUGCAAAGCGGGUCUCCGAGAUCAGGGCGUUCGUGGGCAAGGUGCUUGAGUCAGGUAGGUUGCCACAUCACGAGGCUCUAAGGCUCAGGGGUAGGUGCCAGUUCGCCGAUUCGCAAAUCUUCGGUCGUACUGGGAAGAAGUGCUUGGGCCUGAUCACUGCUCAUGCUUACGGCUUUGAAGAUGUAAUCAGUCGCGAACUCAGGGCAUCGCUCGAGAAGUUCCUGCUCAGGCUCGAGGUCGGGGCCCCGCGCUUGAUCAAGAUCCUUGAGGGCGGAUCAUGGCAUGUGUACACAGAUGCUUCGUAUGAGCCAGGGGCAGGGCAUAGUUUCUGCGGCCUAGGAGGGGUGCUGGUUGAUCCUACUGGUGUUCCACGAAAAUUCUUUUCACUUGUUUUGAGCGAUGCACAGAAAAACUUUCUUGGCGAGCAGAAUUCUGCACAGAUCAUCUUCCAGGCUGAAAUGCUAGCAAUGGCAGUGGCACUGGACGUAUGGUUGCAGGACUUGAUGGGGCACACGGCAAUCUUCUUUGUGGACAAUAACGGUGUGCGUGACGCAGCUAUCUCUGCGAAUGCCAGAGCUUCAGUCGCGAGACGGUUGUUGGAGGCGUUUCUGCAGAAGGAACAUAACUCCUCAAUCAUUCCGUGGUUCGCAAGGGUACCAUCCCCAUCGAACCCUGCAGACGAACCUUCAAGGGUUGAGCUUGACAGCUUGAGCUUGCUGGGGGUUCAACUCCUUCGUUCGAAUGUGACUCAAAGAGUCGACUCUUGCUUGAAGGAUGUUCAGGGACUUAGGUAA